This is a messenger RNA of Oxyura jamaicensis (ruddy duck), 5422 nucleotides long. RefSeq names its product zinc finger protein 592 (gene ZNF592). The transcript is spliced from 9 exons. Lineage: Eukaryota; Metazoa; Chordata; Aves; Anseriformes; Anatidae. The coding region runs from base 142 to 4047 and encodes 1301 amino acids. The record is from RefSeq and is a predicted model, not a curated record.
AUUUUCAUUCUCUCAUUUUAGGUGGCAAUCUUGAACUUCCUCCUUGAGCAGCAUGUUACACGCUGGUUUGAAGUCUGCAGAGGAGCCGCUGUGGAUCUCCCAAAGUCCGCAGGAAUAACGCUGCUGGUGAAAGCUUUCAUCAUGGGGGACAUGAAAACCCCAGACUUUGAUGACCUCUUGGCUGCUUUUGACAUCCCUGAUCCGACAAGCCUUGAUGCCAAGGAGACCAUCCCAUCAGCUGGGGAGGAGAACGAGAAUCACCUGAAGUCAUCGGGAAUCUGUAUAGAUGAAAAUGUGUCCUUGUCCCACUCUUUGCCUCCCUCUGAUGCUCCUGUCGUGAGUGUAAUAGUGAAGAACACAAGUCGCCAGGAGUCCUUUGAAGCAGAAAAGGAGGGAAAUCACCUGGGGACUGGUCUGCUACACAACGGGUUUCGUGGGUCUGAUCUACCAUCAGAGGCUCAUGCUUUAGUGCAUAAUUAUGGGAAGUUUGAGUCGACUUUUAUUAAUGGUGAUAGCUCAAGAAGUUACUCUGAAAAAUUGGACCAGUCCAAAUCGGAGCCUUUGCCAACAUUUAGUCAGUUUAGCCCGAUCUCCAGCCCUGAACCAGAGGAUGCGUUCAAAGAGAACAGUAUUGGUGAUAAACUGAAACAUGCCCAAACUCCAUAUUUUCCACCACCUUCGAUGUAUAUACCAACAGGAGCUUCAGUACUAGAUCAUUUUAGGAAGGUACCAGAGCCUGAAUUAAGCAUGUUUGAUCAAUACUGUAAAAAGGAUCAAAAGAUGGAGAUCCACUUCCAGCCAGAUAGUAGGCUGGAAAUGAGCAGGAGAGACCAAGACAAAGCCGCGGAGAGGUUUGUGGAGUCAGGCAAGGACUUGGUAGAUACUAAUAGCUUCCUUGGAGAAGGCUUGGUGUUUGGAGAUCUCCCUCACAAUAACUUAGGAGAAGAUAAAGGGUCUGUGCCCGAUCUUAACAUGUCUUCGUCAGUACCACCUCGCCAGAGGUUAAAGCCAACUCAUUCAAAGUUGUCGUCCUGCGUGGCUGCAUUAGUAGCUCUUCAGGCCAAAAAGGUCGCCUGUAUUCCGAAAGGCGAUCAGCCGAACCUUACAAAGGAACCUGGUCCUUUUAAAGAUGGGACAAAGGGAAGUCCAAAAAUGCCCAAGUCGCCAAAGAGUCCGCGAAGCCCCUUAGAGGUGGUGAGGAAGGCCAGCAAGCAGCCCGAGAGUCCUCGAAGCGUGUGCAGCGACAGCAGUGGGAAAGGCUCGCCUUCCAUGGCAGCCGGUUCUCCACCAGCUAUUCCCAAAGUUAGAAUAAAGACUAUCAAGACAUCCUCUGGUGAAAUCAAAAGAACUGUAACUAGAAUUUUGCCAGAAAACGAUGAGCUGGGUAAAUCGUUAGAAGAGUCACCUGCAGAAACCUCAUCUGCUGAAGAGUUUAUCAAAUCCUUCCCUUCCCCUGACACUAGCGCGGUUAUGGAAAGUGAGGCUAGCAAGAACUCAACCAAAAAUGGGGCUGCUGUGGCUAUCCAGCUGUCAAACAUAGCGAGUCCUUACACAGAUAGUAUGAAAACAGAUCUUGCUGCAAACAGCACAUCUGCCGUGUCUUUAUCUCCACUGCCAAACUGCAGUGGCGGUGCCAUAAAAGUAGGUAUCACUGGGCAGCAGCUGAGCAAGAGGCAGCAGCAGAGUAUCGUGGUGCAGCCAUCCAGCGUGACCACCUCCAGCCUUCUUCCCAAAGCUGUGCACUUGGCAAAUCUCAACUUAGUUCCUCACAGUGUUGCUGCUUCUGUUACGGCGAAGUCAUCAGCGCAGAGGCGGAAUCAGCCUCAGGUGACUCAAAUGUCUGUGCCGCUGGUGCAUCAAGUAAAGAAAGCUGCUCCUGUCAUUGUGGAGGCAUUUAACAAAGUACUGCACAGUGCCAAUCCGGUGCCAAUAUAUACUCCAAACCUUAGCCCUCCACCUGACACCAGUAUUAAUUUACCUGCCUCUGGGUACUGUUGCCUGGAAUGUGGGGAUUCGUUUGCCUUAGAGAAAAGCCUGACUCAACACUAUAGUAGGCGAAGCGUUCACAUUGAAGUCAUGUGCACUCAGUGUUCAACUAUGCUACUUUUUUUUAAUAAGUGUAGCUUGCUUAAACAUGCAAGAGAUCAUAAGAGCAAAGGAUUUAUCAUGCAGUGUUCUCAGCUGUUGAUGAAACCAAUUUCCGUAGACCAAAUGUUUUCACCUUCUACAAGCUCUUCAGCAUCUUUGGCUCCUCAGACUUUGCACUCGCCCUCUCCUUCACGAAAACCCAAUGCAACUUCAGGAAACGGGGUGGGAAUUUCUACAAACACUCAGCCCGCUUUGCCUCUCUACACGGACCCAUUGCGACUAAUCCGUCAAGGACUCAAGUGUUUAGAAUGUAACAAGCAGGCGCAGGAUUACGUUGCUUUAGCGGCUCAUUACCAGAGAACCUCAGAAGAUAAUGAGAGACUGACUUGCCAAGUGUGCCAGAUGAUGCUGCCCAACCAGUGCAGCUACUGCGCUCACCAGAGGAUCCACGCUCACAAGUCCCCGUACUGCUGCCCGGAGUGCGGGGCCGUCUGCCGCUCUGCCUACUUCCAGACUCACGUCAAAGAGAACUGCCUGCAUUACUCCCGCAAAGUCGGAUUCAGGUGCAUCCAUUGUGGCGUUGUCUUCAUGACCCUCGCAUUGCUGAAAGUGCACAUUCAUGAGAAACACUGCGAAGUCUUCCACAAGUGUUCUUUUUGCCCAAUGGCCUUCAAGUCAGCAGAGAGCACCACAGCUCACAUGACCAGCCAGCACCCAGGAGAGCCUCACAAGACGACUCAGGUGAUCUACAAAUGUUCUUGUGAGACUGUCUUUAACAAGAAGAAGCUGCUCCAAGAGCACUUUCAGCAGAAUACCAACAAGUUGUUAGUGGGCGUGUUUAAGUGUCCGCAGUGUCAGCUGGUGUAUAUGCAGAAACAGCAGUUAAUGCAGCACGUUAAGGGUGUUCAUGGAGUCCCCCAAAAUCCUGAGGAGCUUUUAAACUUUCGCCAGAAGUCUGAGAAGUCAUCAAGGAACCAGGUUCAUAACCUACCAAAGGAGCUGUCAGUAGCCAACGGGACUUCCCACUCGUCUCUGUCGAGGAAGGACGUGAGGAUGGAAGGACACAACCCCGAAUCCAAGUCCAGACUAAGAAGAACUGGUUGGACUUGCAAGGAGUGUUCACAGUGGAUUCCUGAUCGGGAAACCUACGUGUCCCACAUGAAGAGAAGUCAUGGAAGGUCUGUGAAGAGGUAUCCCUGUCGACAGUGUGAACGCUCGUUUAAUGCCUCCAACAGUCUGCGUAGACACAUCCGCAAUAAUCACGACACAGCAAAGAAAGUUUACACUUGCUGGUACUGCACAGAUGAAAAUCAGACAUUUCCUCAGCCAUUCAUGCUGGAGAAUCACAUCAGCCUCAUGCAUGGCAUCAAAAACCCAGACUUAUCCCAGAUGGCCAAAGCAAAAGCUCCAGAGAGAGACGCAGCAGAAGCAAGAUCUCCAAAGAGGAUGGCAACGGAUGAGCUGGGUCAGGCGGAGACCACUGCAGGUUCAGACGCGCCGUCAGCCAAAAAACUGAAAGCGCAUUGGAAAUGUGCUAAAUGUGGAUUUGCAACAGACAUCAGUACUGAGUUUCAGGAACACAUACCUCAGCACAAGACAGACAGCUCCACGUAUCAGUGCUUGUUCUGCGGCUUGUGUUACACGUCUCACAUCUCUCUGAACAGACACCUCUUCAUCGUUCACAAAGUAAAAGAUGAGGAGGAAGAGGAGGAGGAGGAGGAAGAGGAGGAUGAGGAGCAGGAGGAGGAAGAAGAGGAAAGGGAGAAGUUACAAGCAGAGAUGAAUGAGAACGGACAUGAGGGGUAUAAUGGCGAGAUGAACACUACAGUGGAAGAAGAAAACCUGAAAUGCAAAGAGUGCAAAAUUGACUCAGCUCUUUGUGAACACAGGCAGACGUGUGGUGUGGAGGGUCCUAAUAGCACCUCUCAGAACAAUCAUUCAAAGUCUCUUAAGACUUAAAAACAAAAACAAAAUGAAACAAAAACCCUUUUGGUCUGUUGGGGUUUUUUGUUCGGGGGUUUUUACUUAAAAUACUGGGUGGGGAUGGGGCAAAUCUUUGAAAUAUUCUGUUGAUUUCUUGGGAUGGACAUUGCUUUCCGUUAACUUCCAUUUGUAAGGGAAAUUUAAAAAAGAAAAAAACCCUGCCAUUUCAUCCUAAGCACUAACUCUCUGCCAGAUCAGAGAGGUGAAAAGGGAAAGCAGGGCGAGAAUCCUCGCUGGAGCUUGUCCAACUCCUGAGGAUCAAGGAGCACUUUCUGCAGCUGCAGUUUCCUAAAGAUGAGCUCUUCUCCUUUGAGUGUGCACUGCCUCAGCCUCUGCCCGGAGCCCCUGCCUUGCCUUCCUUGUCUUGCUUUCUUUCUUCUCCUAUUUAUGACUUUUUUUUUUUUUCUUCCCAUCCUGCCUUUGUUUUACUUAAUUCAUACUGCUGUCUCAGCAGAACACACUCAUCAGGGCCACACUGGCUGAUCUGAGAUUGUGUGUGUGUUCUGCGGGACAGGCUCAAGCUGUACUCCAGCUUCCGUUUAUUUUACUGCCCUAAUAACAAUCUUAUUUUCCAAAAGGUAAUUUAAUGAAAUGUCACAAAUCUAACUCGCCCUGAAGGAGAGUUUCACAGUCAUUGUCAUCCUGUGCGAGAGUGGGUGGGUAUGGCACUUUGCCUCUCCGCGCCAGGGAGGCAAAAUGGGGAUGGGGUUUUGUUGUCCCUGGAGCAGAAAAUGUUCCCCCCCCAGGGCUGCCCAUGACCAUGGUGUCUCUGGGCAUCCAAGGUGCCCACGUCCUGGUGGGUUUGGUGGGGAGAGGUCCCCGGAGGGGUGCUGGCAGAGCCGGGCUGCCCCCGCUGCCACCUCACCCUUGGGCUCGUGCCCCUUCCAUAGCCCUUCUCCCCCCGGCUCGCUGUCAUCCAUUUCUUCGGAGGCGUUUAUUUCCCCAUGGUCAUAUUGACUCUGUCCCUGCUGUUCCCUCGCUCAUCCCCCUGGCACACACAUGCUUCGUGUAAUAUAAUUAUCUCCUGUACCAUUUUUUAUGUUGAGCCAGAAUCCUGCUCGUUAUUGUUUACUAUGACAAUGUUUAAAUAAUUUAAGAACUAUUUAUCUUAUUGCAUUCGAAUUGCUCACUUUCUUGUCUCAAUGUGUUUUGAUACGAACAGUUUGGACUCUUUGUAUUUUUUGAUACUGUGUACAUUAGCCUAGGGAAUGUUUUACGAGGUAGCCUACGUAGAGUAACGAUAGCGGGGGGCACUCCCAAGCCAUCACAUAAUCUAUUUAAUCCGCAGCGGCGUUUGUGCCUUGCUACGAUGUUUACUUCAAAGUAUUUCAAAUAAAAGCAUCCAACAGUG